This is a messenger RNA of Melitaea cinxia (Glanville fritillary), 1147 nucleotides long. RefSeq lists its product as uncharacterized. Gene Ontology annotation, molecular function: glycine N-acyltransferase activity. Gene Ontology annotation, cellular component: mitochondrion. The transcript has 3 exons. Lineage: Eukaryota; Metazoa; Arthropoda; Insecta; Lepidoptera; Nymphalidae. The record is from RefSeq and is a predicted model, not a curated record. Bases 1 to 819 code for a protein of 272 amino acids.
AUGGAACCUUUAGUGGAAGUUCCUAGAUCCAGAUGGCUCGAGCUGCGAGACUUAUAUAAAAUUAAUUGGCCGAAGAAUUCAAUUGCUUAUAUUAUUCUAGAUACUCAAAUAUCGUAUCCGGAUUUAUCAGAAAAGUUCAAUUUUAAAGUUUAUUGUCCCUAUGGAGAUAUACAUAACGGCAUGGUAGCCAUCUUUGAUAAGACAAACUUUUAUGAUAUUAUGAUACAUCCAGUAGAUAAUAUCAACAAACUAGAGGAAGCUCUUGCUACAACUAAAGUAGUCAACUUUACCGGAUUCAGCAUGAUUUCUUCCGCUAGUUUAGAAGUUGAAGAGUGUUUGAAAAGAGUCAAAAAUUUCAAUAAUAUGAAAGGAGAGAAAGCCAUCACACAUUUAUUGAACAGAGACAGUCCUAAGUUUGAGAAUUUAAGUAUUCCGCCAAAUACUUAUAUUGGCCAAAUUAAACCUGAACACAUCAAAUUUAUAGACGAAAAGUGGACAUACCAUGGUAAACAUACCUACAAAAUGUUCGAAGCGUUAACUGAGCAUGAACUUACGUAUGUCCUCUAUUCUAAAGAAGACCAACCGUUAGCUUGGGUAACAGUUAACAUUGUCGGAGCACUAAAUCAUCUAUACUGUAUCGAAAGUCAGAGAAGGAAAGGAUACGCAGAGUUUAUUCUCAAAUACGCCAUCAAUGAUCAACUAAGGAAAGGAAAGGAUACAUUGGCUUACACUAUAGAAAAUAAUUUCAAAGCACAGAAUCUUUUUGACAAAUUGAAAUUUCAAAGAAUCGGUUGUCAUAAAUGGUUAAUAAUUUUUUAACGCAGAGUUUAUCCUCAAAUGUGCCAUCAAUGAUAAACUAAGGAAAGGAAAGAAUACAUUGGCUUGUACUAUAGAAAUUAAUUUCGAAGCUCAAAAUCUUUUUGACAAAUUGAAAUUACAAAGUACCGGUUGUCAUAAAUAAUUAAUUAUUUUUAACUAAUUGCAGUAAAAUAAUAUUUAUGUAUUCAACAUUUAUUACAGACUAAAUUUAAGAUUAGGCUAAUCUUCGCAAAUUUCACUAAUGAACGAACAAAUAUUAACAUCUAAAUUAGUAUUUAGGAAAUUAAAAAGGCAGAAGUAAACAUUUGAUCGUUUAUAAUUUAUAUGU